AUGACUGGCGUACAGUCAUUUCUGAAUUCUCUUGGCCCAGAAGUUGAGGAUCCCGAAGAAGAGGCAUUUCUGUUAUUCUGUCAAACCAUUCCGUCUCAGAAUCUCGGAUUCGUCGACUCAAAAGCCACUGAAUUAGACCUGACGGUUAAUGGUCGAGAUCUCACAAUCUACCAAUCACCUACAAUUCUAUCAUCAAACCGAGAUGGUGGAACUACUGGAGCAGUUAUAUGGAAAAUCACUCCCCUUUUCGCAAAAUGGAUAUCAUCACCCAGAAAUCCACUCCUUCAGCAUCGGAUAAUCACCCCUGAGUCAGUCGUUCUCGAACUAGGUUGCGGGAUAUCCGGCUUGAUAGCUCUUACUCUAUCACCUCUUCUCCAAACCUACAUUCUCACCGACCAACCAUACAUCCUCAAACUUCUUUCCCAGAAUCUCUCUUCCAACUCUUCCACAUCAUCGAACACAACAUCGACCACAACAAACUCAAAAUCUAAAUCCCGCAAAUUCAAAGCCAACUCUUCAAAUUCGACACCAACAGCCCAAUCACCCUCAACCAACAAAAUCAUACCCCUAACCCUCGAUUGGGAGAUAGACGUCGUCACACCCUCCCUCACCUGCUCCGUUACCACCACCAGUUUCGACGCAAUCAUAGCCUGUGACUGCAUCUACAACGAUGCAUUAAUCCCACCUCUCGUCCAAACUUGCGUUGAUCUCUGUCGUCUACGUGCCUCAUCCUCAUCUACAGAAGAUGGAAGUCAAUCAGAUAGCCCAACUUUCUGCAUCAUAGCUCAACAACUCCGCUCUCCAGAUGUUUUUGAAUCUUGGCUCAAGGAGUUUAGUAAACACUUCAGAGUAUGGAGACUACAGGAGGGAGGCAUUCAAGAGUGUGGAUUAGGAGAGGACUCGGGAUUUGUGGUUCAUGUUGGGAUUUUAAGAUAG
This is a messenger RNA of Sclerotinia borealis F-4128, 936 nucleotides long. The record is from the annotation of a GenBank genome assembly. Lineage: Eukaryota; Fungi; Ascomycota; Leotiomycetes; Helotiales; Sclerotiniaceae.